AAGGCAGUUCUGUACCUCGUGUCUACUCCUAAGAUAGAUACAUAUAAGGUCCGCAUAGAAAAAAUCGCAUACCUCCUUCUGUAUCUAUAUUCAAUCUAUACAUACAACAACAUAAACACAAACUCAAACACAUCGGUCGGAGCUCCAACUCAAUCUCAAGUCCAACCUAGUCUUUCAACUCACUCCUGUCUGUGUGAGUAACGAUGGGAGGAGACAAGAGAAGCUAUUCUGCGACGCCGAAUGAUUAUAAGCUGUUAGAAGAGAUUGGAUAUGGAGCGAGUGCUACUGUUUAUAGAGCGAUCUAUGUGCCUACUAAUGAAACUAUUGCUGUCAAGUGUUUGGAUCUCGAUCGCUGCAAUAGCAAUUUGGAUGACAUUCGCAGAGAAGCUCAAACAAUGAGUCUGAUAAAUCAUCCCAAUGUUAUAACGGCACACUGUUCAUUUGUUGUCGACCGCAAUCUUUGGGUAGUGAUGCCUUUUAUGGAUGAAGGUUCCUGCCUUCAUCUCAUGAAGAUAGCAUACCCAGAUGGAUUUGAAGAGUCUGCCAUUGCUUCUUUCUUGAAAGAAACUCUCAAGGCCUUGGUCUACUUACAUCACCAUGGGCAUAUCCAUCGUGACGUCAAGGCUGGUAAUAUACUUCUAGAUAGUCAUGGGAAGGUGAAGCUUGCUGACUUUGGUGUUUCUGCUUGUAUGUUUGACCAAGGCGACAGACAGAGGUCAAGAAAUACAUUUGUGGGAACUCCAUGCUGGAUGGCUCCAGAGGUUUUACAGCCUGGAAGCGGCUAUGAUUUCAAAGCUGAUAUUUGGUCUUUUGGAAUUACUGCUUUGGAAUUGGCACAUGGUCAUGCUCCUUUUUCAAAAUAUCCUCCGAUGAAGGUUCUCCUAAUGACCAUUCAAAAUGCACCACCUGGGCUGGACUAUGACCGUGAUAAACGAUUUUCUAAGUCUUUCAAAGAAAUGGUUGCAAUGUGCUUGGUGAAAGAUCAAACAAAAAGGCCAACUGCUGAGAAGCUGCUGAAACAUUCUUUUUUCAAGCAUGCGAAACCUCCUGAGAUUUCUAUAAGGAAACUUUUUGCUGAUUUACCACCUCUAUGGAAUCGUGUGAAAUCCCUUCAGCAAAAAGAUGCUGCACAAUUGGCUCUUAAAAAAAUGCCUUCAGCAGAGCAAGAAGCAAUUUCACAGAGUGAGUACCAACGAGGUGUUAGUGCAUGGAACUUUGAUAUUGAGGACUUGAAAGUGCAAGCAUCACUGGUGCAAGAUGACGACGAAACUCUAGAGAAUAGGUUAGGAGAUGAAAACAUGAACUCUUAUAUGCAUAGGAAGGAUGCAGGUCCCAGUUCUAGUUUACAGAAGUCGAUUUCCAUUGGUGAUUUUAUCUGCAGGGAACAAGAAUCUGGGAAUGAGGUGCCUAUGACUGCAAGCUUGAACAAGACAGGAAAAAAUCUUGAAAGUGAGGCCUUGAUGCCUGCCAAUGCAAGGAUGACUGAUAUUAUAAAAGACAGUUCAAAACCAGAUUUACAACCUUCUGCAUCAGAAAUUAACGCUGCACAAGCAAAGACUAAAGCUUUAAGUGGGACAAAUCGCCAAACCCAUAGUGGACCUCUUGUGGCUGGUGCCAUAUCUGAACGCAUGCGCAUCUUAGAAAGGUCUGAGACUGAAAACCAACUACCAGCUGAGAAAGCCUACCGUGAAGUACGGAGAGCACCCAGCUUUAGUGGUCCCUUGAUGCUACCAAAUCGAGCUUCAGCGAACAGUCUGUCAGCUCCGAUAAAACCCUCAGCAGGAUACAGAGAUGAUGACAAGUCAAAGACAAAUUUCGUGCAAAUAAGGGGGCGGUUCUCAGUAACAUCAGAAAAUGUAGAUCUUGUGAAGGGUUCCCCAAUAAAGAAGUCUGCUAGCGUUGGAGAUUGGAUGUUCGAUUCUAAGCAAAUGCCUGUUGGUCAAUCACCUAAGGAGACUAGCAACAAAAAUCUUCCUGCAUCACUUCUCAUGCCACACCUUCAAAACCUCUCUCAGCAGACAUCAAUUCAACAGGAUCUUAUUAUGAAUUUGUUGAAUAGCUUGCAAAUGGCUGAGGCUGUAGACGGUUCUCCAAAUGGAAAGUUACCCCCUCUACCUCGUACUUCAGAAAAUAAUGGAUCGAUUGAAUCAGCAGCUUCUGAAAGGGAGCGUUUACUGCUAUUCAAGAUUUCAGAACUUCAAACUAGGAUGGUAAGCUUAACUAACGAGUUGACUGCAGAAAAACUUAAAUAUAUACAGUUGCAACAGCAACUAUAUGCUACAAAUGGUCGGGAAGAAGAUAGGCAAAGAGAUAUGUAACUAGAUGGUUCUCAUAGAAGUGUAUAGUGAACCAUCUUGUAUCUUCGGAAGUAGAGGUGGUGAUAGGUCAUACAUCUGGAGUCUGGGUUUUGUCCAAGUCAUCGAAUAACUUCAAAGAUUCCAGCCCUGAAGUGCACAUAAGCAAAAUAAUCAGCUCGCGAGUUCAAAUACAUAUUUUAAAAAAAAAGACUUUCCCCUAGGCAAGAUGGUACUUUUGGUAAUCUCAUGAUUCAGUGAGAGUGUAGAAAAGGGAGCCUUGGUUUGGAUCGGAUUGAUCCUCUUCUAUAUGUACUUAUCUUUGUAUUAUCGUAAAUUUAAAAAAUUAAUAAUACCCGAAUUUUGUAGUA
Daucus carota subsp. sativus is the source of this 2665-nucleotide messenger RNA. Its product is annotated as serine/threonine-protein kinase BLUS1. Gene Ontology annotation, biological process: protein phosphorylation. The transcript is spliced from 23 exons. Lineage: Eukaryota; Viridiplantae; Streptophyta; Magnoliopsida; Apiales; Apiaceae. The record is from RefSeq and is a predicted model, not a curated record. Gene Ontology annotation, molecular function: ATP binding; protein serine/threonine kinase activator activity; protein kinase activity. The coding region runs from base 204 to 2318 and encodes 704 amino acids.